This is a messenger RNA of Paramecium octaurelia, 1215 nucleotides long. Lineage: Eukaryota; Ciliophora; Oligohymenophorea; Peniculida; Parameciidae. The record is from the annotation of a GenBank genome assembly.
AUGAAAAAAUAAAGAUCAAGAAAGAGUUUUUCGUUGAAUGAUUCCAUUGAUGAGGAUAGAAGAAAGGAAGAGAUAAUUCAAAAACUAUUGGAAAGUAGCACAAUUCUAUAGCCUAAGAAAUUGCCAACAAUAAAAUUCGAUUUGGAAGAAAACGAAAUGCCAGUUGUAUUAUAACAACCAGAAAUUGUACAACAAAAGAAUUAAUUUACUAUUGAAUAUUUGACUCCAUCUGUUGUCAAAAAUAAUUUGGAUAUGGUUAAAGAAAACCUUCACAUUGUUAUUGAGGAAAGAAUGGAAGAUUCAAAAUUUCUGAACUGGUCCUCUUUGAUCAUAGCAUUCAUCAAGGUAAUCGCGUUUUUCAAUGUCCUCUUCCAAUAAACAUGUUCAGGCUCUUUUAGUGCAUGGUUUUAUAUGAUGUUUGCACAUGAUGUAAAUUCAAUUUCUUUUAUGAGAUCAUAGAAAUAGGAAUGACUAUUAAAGUUGUUAACGUAGUAUCAGCUAAAUAUGAAAGCAGACUUUCAAAGAAGAGACCUACUCUAAUAAAAAGAGAGUCGAAAUAUCCAAUGGCUGGAAGACACUCUUACUAUGGGUAAUUAAUAAAAGAAAUUGAAAAAUGGGAAAAUACAGUGGCAAUUCAAAAUGAUCCCUAACCUACUAGGGUUAUUUAAUAUGUUAAAUUGCAUCAAUACAAUGAAUUGUAUAAUAUUCUACAAUUAUUUAGUUUCUACCUAUUCCUCAUUCUUUGGGGCCUGUUACUAUUGGGAACUCAAUGCUAAUCCGAUAUUGUAUUGAACACCUUCCAAGGAUUCAUCCUAUUAGGAAUAAUAACCUUGUCUCUAAAGCUCCUCUAUUACCUUUCCUUCAAAUUUUGUAUUAGUGCUGUUGUGAUGAACUACUUGAUUUUUGCUGAUAAAAAUUUAUCAAAUAAUGUAAUGAUCAAUAAACUAAUCAAGGAAGUAAUAGCAAACAUUCCAAUGCAAAUGAAGAAGAAUUACGACUUUGAGAUUUGUUACCUUUGUUCAUAAUAGAUCAAACAAAUGACCUCUUUUAUCGAUUUACCCUGCAAUAAAAUGUACAUACUCAUUCAUCUUCAUUAGGCAUCGUUUUCAUGAAAAUUGUAUUUCAAAAUGGUUGUAAACUCAUCUUUUUUGUCCUGUUUGUGUUGAACCAAUUGAAUUGAUGAAUGUUUAGAUGAGAGUACUGGCUUGAUUUAUC